AUGUUGGCACCAUACUGGACAUACCUCUUAUGUGCCCUGGGACUCUUUAUCUACCAGUCACUGGAUGCUAUUGAUGGGAAGCAAGCCAGAAGAACAAAUUCUUGUUCUCCCUUAGGGGAGCUCUUUGACCAUGGUUGUGACUCUCUUUCCACAGUGUUUAUGGCCAUUGGAGCUUCAAUUGCUGUUCGUUUAGGAACUCAUCCAGACUGGUUGUUUUUCUGCUCAUUUAUUGGAAUGUUCAUGUUUUACUGUGCUCAUUGGCAAACGUAUGUUUCCGGCGUGUUGAGGUUUGGAAAAGUGGAUGUAACUGAAAUUCAGGUAGCUUUAAUAAUCAUCUUUGUGUUGUCUACAUUUGGAGGAGCAACAAUGUGGGACUAUACGAUACCCAUUUUGGAAAUUAAAUGGAAGAUCUUUCCAGUUCUUGGAGUAGUGGGUGGAGCAAUAUUUUCCUGUUCCAAUUAUUUCCAUGUUAUCCUCCAUGGUGGUGUUGGCAAGAAUGGAUCCACAAUAGCAGGCACCAGUGUCUUGUCACCUGGACUCCACAUAGGACUAAUUAUCAUACUGGCAAUAAUGAUUUAUAAAAAGUCUGCAAGUAAUGUAUUUGAAAAACAUCCUUGUCUUUAUACCCUAAUGUUUGGAUGCGUCUUUGCUAAAAUCGCACAAAAAUUGGUGGUAGCUCACAUGACCAAAAGUGAACUAUAUCUUCAAGACUCGGUGUUUAUCGGGCCAGGUCUUUUAUUUUUAGACCAGUAUUUUAGUAAUUUUGUAGACGAAUAUAUUGUCCUAUGGGUAGCAAUGGUCUUUGCUUCAUUUGAUAUGACAACAUACUUUAGUGCUUUGUGCCUGCAAAUUUCAAGACACCUUCAUAUAAGUAUAUUCAAGACUUCAUGUCAUCAAGCACCUGAACAGGUUCACAAGCAUAUUGACUAAUAGCCCAAGGAGAAGAGGAGAAGCAGUUAGGGGAAACUAUGGGUGAAGGAUAUACCCCCCUUUGCAGGAGGUUCAAGUUCUUUCUUCAAAGAGUCAUCAGAAUAACAAGGAAUGAAGAGACUUUCGAACACGUGCCUUCUCUUGCUGCUGCUGUUAAAUGAAGAGAGAUAUUAAACACUUGUUUAAUAUUUAGUUAAGUGUUAUGCAUAUUUCAGCAAAUAAAAUAUCUCAAUGUCUAAA
Molecule: messenger RNA, 1170 nt
Organism: Echinops telfairi (small Madagascar hedgehog)
Lineage: Eukaryota; Metazoa; Chordata; Mammalia; Afrosoricida; Tenrecidae
Gene: CHPT1
Product: choline phosphotransferase 1
Exons: 9
Coding region: 1-930 (309 amino acids)
Biological process (GO): phosphatidylethanolamine biosynthetic process
Cellular component (GO): endoplasmic reticulum membrane; Golgi apparatus
Molecular function (GO): ethanolaminephosphotransferase activity; diacylglycerol cholinephosphotransferase activity
Source: RefSeq, a predicted model, not a curated record